GAGACAUAAAAUCCUUGGGAAACAUCAGCUAAGGACACAAGGAGACGAGGAGACAAGGACACAGGAGGAAAGUCAAGGACAAGUGAUUUCUUUUUAGCAGUCAGCGGUAUCGAAAUGUAAAAUUAGAAGAAGAAAAAGUGGAGAAUCAACAGGAGAAGAGCAGAACAGGAGGAGCUGAUCUCCGGUCAGGACUUAUCAGGUCCAGGUCCUGGACCUUGAACUCCACUACAGGAGCCUCGCCUUCUCACAGCCCACCUUUGACCACAUUCUACUGUCUCCUCCACCUUCACUUCCUCCUACAGGACGUUAGAGCUGCUGCUGCUGCUGCUCAUCUGCUGAAGGAACCUGAAGAUGGCAGCCUUUGACCUCAGAUAAUUGAAAGAAACAUUUUCUUCCAGACCACCAAGACAAACUUUUUUUUGUGACUGUUUUCCUUCAGAGACUUUUGUUUUAAUUUAUUAAAUAAAAAAAUAAAAAAACAGAGACGAUGGCGUCGUACGCUCCUGCUUCAACUCAGGAAGAAUCAAACGGUGGCGCUCCAAACGGAAACUCCAAAACAGCUGAGUCCAUGAAGCUGAAGAAAGAAAUCUCCCUCCUGAACGGUGUCUGCCUCAUCGUGGGGAACAUGAUUGGAUCUGGGAUCUUUGUUUCCCCCAAGGGUGUCCUCAUCCACAGCGCCUCCUAUGGUCUGUCCCUGGUGGUGUGGACCGUCGGUGGCAUCUUCUCCGUGUUUGGAGCGCUGUGCUACGCCGAGCUGGGCACCACCAUCACCAAGUCCGGAGCCUCCUACGCCUACAUCCUGGAGGCCUUUGGCGGCUUUCUGGCCUUCAUCCGCCUGUGGACGUCACUGCUCAUCAUCGAACCCACCAGCCAGGCCAUCAUCGCCAUCACCUUCUCCAACUACAUGGUGCAGCCCGUCUUCCCCACCUGCAUUGCACCGUACCUGGCCAACCGGCUGCUGGCUGCUGCCUGUAUCUGUUUGCUAACCUUCGUGAACUGUGCCUAUGUGAAGUGGGGAACCCGGGUGCAGGACUUCUUCACCUACGCCAAAGUCAUUGCCCUCAUCGCCGUCAUUAUCACCGGCCUGUUGAAGAUUGGACAAGGUCACACUCAGAACUUCGAGGGCCUCUUUGAAGGCUCCUCUCAGGACCCUGGAGACAUUGCUCUGGCCCUGUACUCUGCUCUGUUCUCCUACUCCGGCUGGGACACUCUCAACUUUGUCACCGAGGAGAUUAAAAACCCAGAGAGGAACCUGCCUAUGGCCAUAGCCAUCUCCAUGCCCAUUGUAACUGUGAUCUACAUUCUGACCAACGUGGCCUACUACACCGUGCUCCCCAUCAACGCCAUCUUAGACAGUGAUGCCGUCGCUGUGACCUUUGCAGACCAGGUGUUUGGUGUGAUGAACUGGACCAUUCCCUUGGCGGUGGCGCUGUCCUGUUUCGGCGGACUGAACGCCUCCAUCCUGGCGGCCUCGAGGUUGUUUUUCGUGGGCUGAAGAGAAGGUCACCUCCCCGACUACCUGUGCAUGAUCCACGUGCACCGCUACACACCCAUCCCUGCCCUGCUCUUCAAUGGCGUCAUGGCUCUUAUCUACUUGUGUGUAGAAGAUGUCUUCAGGUUGAUCAACUACUACAGUUUCAGCUACUGGCUCUUUGUGGGUCUGUCCAUUUUUGGGCAACUGUAUCUGCGGUGGAAGCAGCCGGACAGGAAGAGACCACUGAAGCUCAGUCUCUUCUACCCCAUCGUUUUCUGCAUCCUCACCGUCUUCCUGGUGGUGGUUCCGCUCUACAGCGACACCAUCAACUCCCUGAUCGGCAUUGGGAUUGCCUUGUCAGGGGUUCCCGUCUACUUCCUCUGCUGCUAUACUCCUGCCCACAAGAGGCCACUGUGGCUCCGGCGCUUCAUUGCCAAAUCUGGAAUCCUCAUUCAGAAAGUUUGCUUCUCCGUUCUCACUGAAAUGGACGAGGACGAGGACGAGGACAAGGAGGAGUAGGUUUCUGUUUCGUAAUCACGUCACAUCUUGCCGUAGACCAACAACGCACAAACGGGAGGCUCAACAUGAACUCAUCACGGCCACUCAUUUCCUGCUGCGCUGACCCUGAGGGAACGAACACUUGAGCAGCAGCAGCACGACGGACCUGUCACACAUCACCCGGUGAUCAUGUAACCAGACAGUUAGACGGCAACUGGGUGAUUGAUGGAGAGAAAUCUGAAGGAAAAUCACUUCCUGUCAGGACAGAUGAAUUCAGGUUAAAGCCAGAGCCGGACUGUUGAACCUAUGACAGUUUGACCAACAGAUCUCGUCUAAGUAAAGGGCUUUUUAUAUUUGCAAAUAAUGAGGUUUAAUAAAGCUGCGACACAUGUGAGCAGGUGCUGCAUAUUUAUAAGAAAAAAAUAAAAAGUUCUUGUCCUCAA
Cynoglossus semilaevis (tongue sole) is the source of this 2415-nucleotide messenger RNA. It is a transcript of the gene slc7a7, whose product is annotated as solute carrier family 7 member 7. Gene Ontology annotation, biological process: amino acid transmembrane transport. Gene Ontology annotation, cellular component: membrane. Gene Ontology annotation, molecular function: basic amino acid transmembrane transporter activity; L-amino acid transmembrane transporter activity. NCBI's taxonomy places the organism in Eukaryota, Metazoa, Chordata, Actinopteri, Pleuronectiformes, Cynoglossidae. The transcript has 11 exons. The record is from RefSeq and is a predicted model, not a curated record.